Monomorium pharaonis (pharaoh ant) is the source of this 3668-nucleotide messenger RNA. Its product is annotated as putative metabolite transport protein HI_1104. Bases 2145 to 3668 code for a protein of 507 amino acids. Gene Ontology annotation, molecular function: transmembrane transporter activity. The transcript has 10 exons. The record is from RefSeq and is a predicted model, not a curated record. Gene Ontology annotation, cellular component: membrane. Gene Ontology annotation, biological process: transmembrane transport. Lineage: Eukaryota; Metazoa; Arthropoda; Insecta; Hymenoptera; Formicidae.
AAAAUUUCUUCGUGUGAACGAGUUAUAUUUAUUCAAAAUUAUCAAAUUCGUUGAAAUAGAUUUUAUAUUUUUGCUUACAUAUGGACCUAUAAUUGGCCUAUAAUUGUAGGCUAAUUUCUUUUCUGUGUAUCUCUUGGAAUGAGGUUCAUUUUCUGAUAAUUUUUCCCAAGGAAGAAAAUUAUUCUGCAAUUAAAAUCCUAGAUAGCACAUAAAUUAGAAUAACAAAAAUUACUCUCGCUCCAGGUAAUUGGAAUGCGACUCGUUCCCGACUCUCGCUCCUCGAUCGCGCAAUCUCUGUGAUUAAUUAAAUAAUGCCGGCGAUUAAUUAAUUAAUGCGUGCGGUGUUUAUCGCCUCCGCUGCUAUUCCACCUCUGCUGUUACGCGCUAUUUGCGGGGCUCGUAACUCGCGAUAUGCCUCGGAGGCCCGUUAGAUCCGCAUCCAAUCUGGGAUGCCGACGCACGUUCUACGCCCAUAAAGUCCGUUCAGCCUUCUACUUAGCACAGGUCUCUAAUUAAAACCCUCCCGCGACCGCUCUGUCAAUAACUCCGCGGAACGUAUCGAGAGUCACGAUAGAUUUAUUAGGUACGCGUUUCUAUCAUCAUAGCCGUAUAGCUUCAUGUGACGUGUUUCUAAGUCUGUAUUUUGUCUUGCAAAUGUUGCACACAUCCAGGGAGCCUGUUCUCGAAUUUAUAACACCUAUGAAAACGAUACGAAAAUUUACAAUAUACAUGCAUUAAGAAAAUUUCGUGUGCGAUAUUUUUCGAAAACAUACAAUCACAGACCUUCAGAAUAACAAUAUCGCUAAAAAUAGGCAAAGCAAGAAUACAAAAACGAAGUAAUAAUCGAUAAAUUGUUCGCAACUAAUCGAAUAAUCGCGAGUGAUAAAUAUACAUCGCGUAAGUCCAUUCAAUUCCGCACGUUUCGUACGUGCGACUAUGAAUCAGCGAAUAAAUGCGCUGCAAGCAGCUUCAUAGAUAAUUACAUAUGUUUAUUAGAUACGAGAAUCUAAUAAGCCUUUAAAUGGCUUGUUAAUUGAUAUUCAUUCGUAACGACCAUUCCGCCUGCCUACUCCAGUUUUUUCCGCUCCCGUAUCUCGCCUCUAAUUGCGAUUACGUGAUUACGGGACCGUGCGUAUACCAUGCGGCUAUUUGCGGAAUGCAUACGUUUUUACUUUAUGCAAUUAAGUUUUAUUUUAUUUAGAUUAAAGAGAGGGAAGAAAAAAAACGCGAGAAUCGGAUCACGCUAUCGGGGGAGCCGGGACGCGCGGCAAUUUAAUCGCCGACAACGUCGGACGAGUAUGUGUAUAUUUUUCGUUUAUACUCUCGCUUAUACUAUAAAACUUUCACCGAAGAAAGGUCGCCGGCGGAGACUCGUAAGAGCGCGGCUUUGCACGCUUCGCGGAACGCAUCUCCCGUACAGAGGCGGCGGAUAGGACGCGACGAUGUCCGCCGCUCCGCGGAAUCUCUCUCUUUCUCCCGGGUGACGCUGGAAAAAAUCAUUAGAUCCAAUCGGUUGGAAAACACGGGUAGCUGCUGUAGCCCUUUUCCCUCCCUGCCGGGGAAAGCGAGACGGCGAAUGGCUUUUAAUCGAUCGGCGGCGACGGCGCGCGAACUCUCCUCCCGAGGCGAUGUAUAUAAAUAAUGUAUCGAAAGGGAGAGCCGAGUGUGAAACGUCGGCAACAUAAAAAUAUGUAUACCCACGAAAAUCGCCGCGCAAAUCGCGAGAUUUCCCCCGCGAGGGAAGCGCGCGGAAACGCGGCUUCGCGGAUCACGGCGGACCGCCGUCGUCGUCGUCUCGCUUCAUCGUCCCGGAACGGAAUCGAGAUGCGAGAUACGCGAGCAGUUCGUACACAAGUCUCGCAUUAUAAUCGCCCGUAAUCACACGUAAUUCGCUGUUUAUUGUCCGCAGUCCUUCGAUGCUCUGUUCGCGCGGUUAAUCGAGCAGGAUGCGCGUGCGCCGUUUCGCCUUGACGUGCUCCUCCUUUUUUUUUUUUCAGUUCCUGCGCUAAUUGCCGGCAACGCGUGAGCGCACAGUGCACAUAAUACAGUGGGAUGUUGUGUGAAAAGUGCCGGAGUCAAGUAAAGACGAACCACCGCGAACGAAUUUACGAUGCUAUGUCAGAAAGCAAAAAGAUCAAGCAAGGAUGCUACGCUCGGUGAUGCAAAAACUGUCGUUCCUCUACAAGCCUUACGCGUUGGCAAUAGUGUCGGUCGGCUAUGUCCUGGGAGAAUUGGGCCACUACCUGAUAGGUGUAACGAGCAAGGCGAUCGCCGAGGACCUGCACUACGGCGACAUAGCCUGCCAAUUUAAUUCGACGACGCUGACGGUGGCUGAGCUGCCGGUGCAAUGCGAGACCGCGAAGAAUUUCACGCACUGCCGAUCCCUGAAACUGAACGGAUCCUAUUACUGCGAGUGGAAUUACAACGGCCUCGGCCUGGACUAUCAAAUCUUGGCGGGGCCCAGCUUCAUUGCGGUUUUCACGAUCGUCGGUAUUAUCCUCGGCGUCGCGGCCGACAGAUAUAACAGAGUGAGACUGCUGACGAUCUGCACUCUGGUGUUCAGCGUCGCAAUCGUCCUAAGCGGUGCCGUGACCGAAUACUGGCAGCUCGUUAUUCUGCGAAUGGUCCAGGCGGCGGGGGAGGCAGGAUGCAAUCCUCUGGCGACCGGGCUUCUGUCAGACUGGUUCCCGGAAGAACAACGGGGUCUCGUCAUGUCCAUUUUCAAUUGGGGCAUUUAUGGCGGUUACGGCAUCGCCUUUCCGGUCGGCCGCUACAUACCCGAACUGAACAUUUGGGGUCUGGGCUGGAGGGUCUGUUAUUACGGAGCCGGAGUGAUCGGCUUAAUCAUCGCCGUUUUCACCGGCCUGACGCUAACCGAGCCGGAAAGAAAGACGAUCGGCGAGGAAGCUACCGGCGACGGGGCGCGAGCAUCAAUUUGGAAAGUGUUACUGCAACCGCGCAUUAUUCUCUUAUGCCUCGCCGCCAGCAUCAGACAUUGCGGCGGUAUGUGCUUCGCCUACAAUUGCGAUCUGUACUAUAGAGACUACUUUCCGGACUACGAUCUCGGCUGGUGGCUUUUCGCCGUCACGAUCGUCAUCGGUAGUAUCGGCGUUGUGGUCGGCGGGAUAAUCAGCGACAAAUUCGUGGCGAAAAUGGGAAUUCGUUCGCGUGUUGCGUGUCUGGCGAUCAGCCAGAUAAUCGCGACGCCUGGAGCAUUCGGUUCGGUGUACUUUGAUCCUCUCUGGGCCAUGAUCACGCUGGGAGUUUCCUAUUUUUUCGCCGAAAUGUGGUUCGGAAUAGUAUUCGCCGUUGUGGUCGAGAUCGUACCUCUGAAUUUGCGAUCGACCACCGUCGGCGUUUUCCUGUUCGUCAUGAAUAACAUCGGCGGAAACUUACCAAUUCUCGUCGAGCCCACCAGAAUGGCCAUCGGUUUCCGAGAAUCGCUGUAUAUUUAUUACGCCGGCUUUUACGGCCUCAGUGCCAUCCUGUUCUUCCUCACCAUGUUCCUAAUGGACGGUCCCGCGGAGGCGGAGAGAAAAGUGGACAAGGAAGCUCCUCCGCCGGCAUACGACAAUAACACAUUUACUAACGACGAUGGCCAAUUGCCAGCGUUGCAGUUGCCGCCGUUUCCGGCCCGGCCGCCGAUCUACGAGCAGUCUCGAUUAUGA